AAAAUUUAGGAGAGUAACAAAAGAUAAUAAUAAUAUAUCAACAUGGCUCUCAAACCUCUGCUCUUUCUCGUCUUACCAUUCACAACUCUCUUGCUUACACAACUUAACGCCGAUGCCGAUGGGGAUAGUAGCAUGCCGACUAGUAAUGUGGAAGGAUCUUCUAGCGCGACAACAAAUGGCAUUUAUGUCCCACGACGUCCGCCAAGGAUGCCGAUUAAUAUUCUCAAAGAAUCUUCUAAUUUUGUCCCGUGUUUUCCAGGGAAGAUGUCUGGUAGUUUCAAGGGAUAUUCUAACCCGUGCUCGCCAACUAAUAGUUAUUUUAAGGGACAUUUUAGCGUUCCCAUCAUUCCGGUCCCGAAUACGCAAAUGAUGUCGUCUAGUAGUUUUAAGGGAUAUUCUUCGACUUUAUUUCCGGCCCCCACCAUCAGGAGUUCGCCGAUCAUUCCGUCUGAUAGCUUCAAGGGAUAUUCGAGCAUUCCGGCCCCCCGGAAAGUACUUACUUGUCCAUAA
Andrographis paniculata is the source of this 510-nucleotide messenger RNA. RefSeq lists its product as uncharacterized. The record is from RefSeq and is a predicted model, not a curated record. Bases 43 to 510 code for a protein of 155 amino acids. NCBI's taxonomy places the organism in Eukaryota, Viridiplantae, Streptophyta, Magnoliopsida, Lamiales, Acanthaceae. The transcript is spliced from 2 exons.